ACUACAACACUCCACAACCACUGGACUAAAGUGGCCUGUUUGAAUUUGACUGGUCAUUUGGUGGACAGUUGUGUAGGAGUGGACGCGACUGGUGGACAUUGUUUAUGGUGACAGAUGGUAGGAUGUCUUUGAAAAUGGAUAUAACUUUAGGCAACAGGUAUUUGGCCUUAUGACCAAGAACUUACGCCUUAAAUAAGGACAUCUGUAGUUACUGAAGACAAAGGAGUUAGGACACAAAACUGACCAAUCUGUGUAAGAGACAUUACAUCCCACCUUUGAUACAGAGGAUAUCACUGGAUUUCUAGGCAAUAAGGUCAUUGCACUGUGACUGAACAUUGAAAGAGCAUUUUUUAUCAGCUUGGAAAUAAUUUACCAUUACAUCUGUACCCAGUAUGAUGUGGGAUAUUUAACAGUACCUCAGUGUUUGAAAGCAGGUAUCGCAGUAACUGUAUCACUGUUGUAGUACUGAAUGAGGUGUCAGCGUAGAGCGCAGCUUCACUGGUAAGCUACAGGUAUUGUUCCCUCCUUUUGAGUGUUCACUUGACAAGAAUAACACCUGCAGAACGAGUUAAGCUACAACCACACACCUGUCCAGUUGGGCGAGCAGGGAAGGGGGCAGUGUGUCAGAAGUCGUAGGCAGAUAGCAGUGCAGGAGGAGGUUCCAAGGACCAGUUUUCCAUUUCUGUCAAUACAGGUAUGCGUGCUGGCAUGACUGGAAUACUCAUCUCCCUGUGAGAGGGUGAAUUAAUACCGUAUGCGGAAGGAGUGGACUCUUUAGCUGAACUGUGACGGCCGUGUUGACACUUGCAUGUUGACUGUUUGACACUGUUUUGACACUGCUGUGACAUUAAGAUUGACAAGGGGGAAUACUUCAAAGGUGAUUGAACCUCAUUUUAGCACAGGGAGCUGUAUAGUGAUAUAAUAUUGCAGGCUUUUUGUAUGCAUAUAUUAUAGAUCAUUUAUAAGGCAGUGUCGCACCGUUUUGAUACUGUAUUGAUUCAUUGGGACCGUUCACUUCAAACCCCGAGGUGAUUGACUGAAAAGGCAGCUCUACAAGAAAAACUUGCAUAAAUUCUUGGAUGCAUCAGGAAUUGAUACCUCAUUUCCAAUUUUAUUAUCUAAGAAGAUAAACAGGAAUUCAGGAAAGAAGCUUAAUAGAGUACAAGACUGAGAAUUGGAACCAUAACACUAGAGAACCUCAUCGAGGCUGUAUGAUACUUUCUCUGCCAGUCAUAAUUGGGGAUCUGCCUGCUUACCUUCAGUGCUGGGUUGUUUUGAAAGAUCUGCCAGUGAAGAGAUGUAGCAAGGCUGACAUGUAUUUAUGUUGAGGAGAUAAAUCUUUACCUUAAUUGGAGGUGGUUUCCCUAAAAAAUAAGCUACUGGUUUUUAUGUGAAAUUAAGAACAGGAAAGUUCACUACUGUGUUGGGGAAAAAAAGGAAGAGGGAAAAGCCUAGUUUUUGCUAGACUUUUAUAAUCAUCAGUUGAAAUUCAUUUGGCCAAGAGUUGUUACCUAUAGCAUACCAGUAAAGAAACUGGAAAAAAAAUUAUUGAGAGGAUUACGAAGAUCCUGGAAUAUUUGUCUGAGUGAUAAUAAAAAGGGCAACCCUCGAAGUGCCUUCCCAUUGACUUCACUAUAGCAUGCCAGGUGAGAGUUUGCAACGGCCUAUUGCCUGCUGACAUUAACACCAGUGGGAGAAAGAGAGGUGAAAUAGCUCUGUAGAAUUUGGCUGGGAUAGUAACAUGUCUAGGUCGGGGUCAGAGAAAUCUCGGGGUUAUAACACCCCUGCUGUGAUGCGAGACAGUUUUAAAAGGACGCAGUACAUGACAGAGGAGCAGCUGUGGGCGGAAUACGGCCAGCCCGAGGAAAUGGUCCGUUCGCCAGUCCUGAAUCAUAGUCCAGAAAUCUCAGUUAAUAAAUUCUUGUUUCCAAGCACACAGGCCACACGGGCUGCUACACCUGAUGGAACUAAACAGCGGGCCAGUUAUCGAAAGAGGAACGAUUCUGCAGGGUUGUGGAAGGACCAUAUAGCUCAGGGACAUCAUCGUGAAAACAGCCGUGAAAAUUCUGCUUUGAGUCCAGUGGCUGCUGGGGCACACUUGCAGUAUUCCCAUCCUACUGCUGCCCAGCUAGGAGACAGAGUACGGCAGGACUCCUACAGAGACCAGGACCAAUAUACCUCAGCUGAUAGCGGAGUCUACAGCUACGUUUCUUCAUCUAGUCAUACUAACGACCUUCAUCACAAGCUACCUUCCCCAGCUGCUUACUCUAAAAAGAACAUUAAUUCGUCAGAUAUGGCAGACAGUGGUAGUAAUCCACGAUCACCACUUUCUCCUGGGUCACACCAAACAUUGCGGCGAUGUGCUGGUUCACCAUUUUUAUCUGACUCUCCGACGAGUUUUGAGGAAUAUGUUCAAGACAGGCAUAAUCCAUAUCUUGACUUUAUACAGGAAGAUGUGGAGGAGAAAGUUGAGGACACAGCGUUUAGAGCUCGUAGUAAUAUUGGAGUGUACUGCACGAUGCAGCGGAGGCGAAGGCCACAGAAACCUCGAACAAGGACAUAUUCAGACAGGGCAGAGAACGAUGGGCACAAAGGGCGAGAAUCGCCAUCCGCUGGUGCCUCACAGAGAUUGCAGAAUUUCAGCAGGGAAGAGGUAGAACAGCGUCAGGAGAAGAGCCUCCCAUCUCCGAGUGAAAGAGCCCUGUAUUCUACCCUCCCACUUCGAAGCAAGGGCCAUCACAUUCCACAGCCGUCAAAGCAGUCCUCAGGGGCCAGCCGAGGGGACGAGCCAGACUAUGCCAAGCCUCUGUUCAAGGCACCGCUGGCAGCAGCUCCAGGUCCAGGUCCCAAGAGGGUCAGCAGUGCCCCUGCCGCGGGGAGAAGAUCAGUGGGAUCUGCAAGACCACCCACAGGGAGCGGAGCUGUCAAAGUGUCCCGCAGAUCUUCCACAUCAGGGUCCACAGGCAGCAGUGCAGGAGCAGUGGAUGAGGAGCUUUUUACUAGGUCCUUUGAGGAAGGGCUGCCAAAAGUUCAGCUGUUUUCUGCCCGAGACUUAAACGACAUCAUCAUGAGGAUCAAAGAGAGGCUGUCAGACGGUAAUCUGGACUGGGAAAAGAGAGUUCAUGCUCUGAAGGAGUUGCGUGCAUGUAUUGUGGCAGGAGCAGUGGAUUAUGAUGACUUCUUCAUGCUGCUCAGACAGAUGGAGCCUUGUUUUAUAGUCACAGUCAAGGAUCUGAGGUCACAAGUUGUCAGAGAAGGAUGCAUUGAUAUUAGUUUCCUUGCCCAGACGUUGUGUAAUAAGUUUGACCACUUUGCGGAGUCUCUGCUACCCAGCCUCAUCAACCUCAUCCCCAACAGUGUGAAGAUCAUGGCCACCUCUGGCAUCACUGCCAUCAAAUUCAUCAUUCAGUAUACUCAUGCCAACCGACUCAUCCCUAUCAUCACUGCCAACAUGACAUCUAAGUCCAGCACCAUUAGGAGGUAUUGUUGUGAAUUCCUGGAACAAAUGCUACGAACCUGGCCAACACACACAUUAGAAAAACACAUUGCAAUAUUACAAGACGCCAUCAAGAGAGGGAUAGGGGAUGCCGAUGCUGAUGCUAGGGUCUAUUCUAGAAAGGCAUUUUGGGGCUUUUCGGACCACUUCAGUGAACAGGCCAAUGCCCUGUUGAACACUCUAGACCCCAGUAAACAGAAAUUGCUGCAAGGUGAACUAAGCAACUCUUCCAGCAGUAAUUCUCUGAACAGUGGUGGAGUCAGCAAGGUCGGGAGGCCCAGAACAACAGAUGGUAGUUAUUACAGCUCAGGUUGUCAGACUUUACCGUUACCAAAGCGUAAAGCUAGGUCGCGGUCUCCGAGUGCCGGGAGGUACGGGACAGUGGGGCGCUCGCCAAGUGCGGGACGCACCCCUGGUGCCGUUGGUGGUGCCAAACGAUCAGUCACUCCGAGCGUCACAAGUCCACGCAGUGACACAACAGAUGGCACCCUGGGUGCAGAUAGCGGUGGAGGGAUAGUGCGCUCCAGUAGCGCAGUUGACCUUGCUGGCAGCUCGGGAAAACCCCGCAGCUCUAUCGCCAGACUGACUACUACCAGUAACCCUAGCUCACUGCAUGUACGAAAACGUCCGCUGAAGCAGGUGAAGUCUGCCGAUUACUCCAAUAGUUCUGACAGCCGCUCUCCGGGCAGGCAGCGAGACAUAGCUAAGUCAUGCCAUAAUCUCACCAUUCUGCCGACUAUUGUCGUCACAGCACCCAGCAGCCGUUCCGGUUCCCCGUCAUCCCGCCUCAGUUAUCUCACUCACAUCCCAUCCAGAGUGGACAGUAAUGCGUCCGGGGGCACCAGUAAGCCACGCCGCUCUGGAAUCCCCCGCAGUCAGGGCGCCAGCAGGGAGGCCAGCCCAUCUAGAAUCUCAUAUGGUCGUGACAGGAGGUUAAGUGGCAGUAGACAUGCCCCUCAGCGGGUCCCCACCAAGCAAGCCAUGGGACAACACGUCUCAGGGCAGGACAUUGAACAGGCACUCGAGGAAGCUCUUCUCAAGGGCAACGCUCUGCGAAAGAGAUACGACCUCUACGACUCUGAUGAUGCUGGAAGUGAGACCUCUAGUGUGUGUUCAGAAAGGUCGUACGGAUCUUCGUACGGAAGGACGUCAGAGGAUAUCCAAGAAAUCCUGACUGGUCUCACCAGUGGUUCCUGGGCAGAGAGAAAAGAGGCAUUGCUCCAUUUACAGAAUUUACUGCAAGGGAUGAGAAUGCUAAAUCGAGUAGAGUUAAAGAAAAUGACAGACAUAUUUUCCAGAAUGUUCCAUGAUCCUCAUGGAAAAGUAUUUAGCUUGUUUCUUGAAGUCUUAGCUGAAUUUGUGCACGUACAUAAAGACAUGCUGCACGACUGGCUCUUUGUUCUCAUCACACGACUUCUACAAAAGCUGGGUGCAGACAUGCUUGGAUCUGUGUACACCAAGGUGCAGCGCGCAUUAGACGCCGUAAGGGACAAUUUCCGUUAUGACCAGCAGUUUAAUAUAAUAACAAAAUUUAUCAUAGAUCAGACACAGACACCCAACCUGAAGCUGAAGGUGAAGACGGGUCUUCUGCAGUACCUGCAGGGGCUGGUGUUGUUGAUGGAUCCUGCAGAUUUCACCAGCACCAGUGACACCAGGCUGGCGGUGUCCAGGAUCAUUACCUGGACCACGGAACCAAAGAGUGCUGAAGUCAGGAAGGCAGCACAGUCAGUCCUCAUUGCGCUGUUUAGUCUGAAUACGCCAGAGUUCUCAUCUAUGCUCUCAGUAUUACCCAAAACAUUCCAGGAUGGUGCCACAAAGAUCCUUCACAACCACCUUAGGAGUGCCAACUCCGAGACAGAAGUCCUGUCCCCAAGAAAUGUUGCCAGUCCGCCUGCCAGGUCGUCACCAAAGUAUAAAACUUCUCCCAGAACUACAUACGAAGGAGAAACAGAAAACAUGAACCCUGAAGAUAUUUAUAACUCAAUAAGAAAGACUUCUGCUGACAUUCAGAACUUAAGUUAUAAUAGCAAAUUAGACCACCAUCCAUACGAUGACUUUCAUAAAGCACGUGAUAGCACGUCGCAGGAUAGUGGUAUUCAGAGUUCGUUGCCUGACGUGCGAGGGGAGAGUCCAGAAGCCAAUAAAGGGAAAACACAUUAUGACCCUGCUAUAUAUAAAGAGGAGAAUCAGACUCCUAAUCGCUAUGACCGUGCAGCAUUAGAGGAAGCCGUGUUUGAUGUUGAAAAUGAAUUAUUACAUGAAGGUUUCAGUGAAGUUCACCUCGCUACGUUGUUACAAAGCCUCAAUAUCCCUGCCUCUGGCAGGCUGCACAAAUUGCCUACUGAACAGAACGAUGCCAUUACAGAGAUAUUAACAGAAUUAUCCAACCACAAUAAAAGACAAGAAGAAAGGAAAAGUGCCAUGUGGAACCUCCUGAAGAUGACCAGGGAAGGAACUGUCGGGAUUUGGGAGGAACAUUUUAAGACCAUUCUUCUUCUUUUACUAGAAACACUGGGAGAUUCUGAUUUUCACAUCAGAGCAAUGGCGGUGCGGGUACUGAGAGAGAUCGUACGUAACCAGCCACACAGAUUCAAGGAGUAUACUGAACUCACCAUUCUGAAGAUAUUAGAUGCUCAUAAAGACCCAGAACGUGAGGUUGUGAGGGCAGCAGAGGAAUGUGCAAUGACGUUAGCCAAAUCCAUACCUACAGAGCAGAGCUUGCGGGUCUUGAUGCCCAUAGUACAGACCUCUGAGUACCCCGUUAACUUAGCUGCCAUUAAAAUGGAAACAAAGGUAAUAGAACAACUGAGCAAGGCGGAGAUGAUGCCUCUGGUGGCAGAUGUGGCAACAGGUCUGCUGAAGGGUUACGACAACGUGGAGAGUAGUGUGCGUAAGGCUAGCGUCUUCUGUCUGGUGGCUGUCUACAUGAGCAUAGGAGAAGAACUGAGGCCUUACCUCACCGAGUUAAAUGGUAGCAAGAUGAAGCUGCUGAACCUCUACAUAAAACGAGCUCAGUCACAGAAAGAAAAUGGAGGCUCACCGUUAAAAGUUGCGUCUCCUAGCUCUGCAGAAGCUGCGUCUGACUGAACCGUCACCAUGUCUGGUGUAAGGAAGUUCAGGGAGAGGCUUGCAUGACCAUUUUAAGUUCAGAUUAUCCUGAAGAGCAAAUUCUGAAGAAAAGAGGUCUCUGCUGCCAUAUCCUCAAAAUAUAUCUGUAUUGUGGAAAUCUGUGUGUAAUAAAUAAGCUGUUUGACACAGCUGUGUGGAUUUCAUAGCCCUAAAUCAAAGUUAUACAUAUCUGAUUACAACAAAGGGUCUGGGGAAAAAUUCAUACUAUUGGUUUUCACAAUACUAUUUGAAUAUUAAGUUGACGUGGGUAAUGAACAUUGAAAGAGAGCACCAGAAAUUUGCAAGACCCACAAGUUGAAAAUUUAUACUGGAAUUGAUUAAGUGAAAGAUACUUAAGUUGCUUAUGAAGUGGAAAUUACAUAGCAACUACAUUAGAGUGAAACUGUGUAAAGCGCUACUGAACAAGUCUUUUAACAUAACAGUAAUUUGGGUGUCAGGUUUAUCAAAGCUUUUUGACACAAAGAAUUAAUUAUGUUCAAUGCUGCGGCCAUUUUAAGUAUAAAGACAUUGUCACUUAAAAUUGCAUUUUUCUUAGAAGGAGAUACAGGUUUGAUGAAGUUACUGGAAGUGCAUGCGCAUGUCUUACACUAUUUACAGUAAUUACAUUAAUAUUGUCACUAAAUGUACGUGUUAUUACAAAUGUAGUCGUAAUAACAAAAUGGUUAAAUAUGUUAACUGUUGUAUUACUGGACACUAACCAGUCAUAUUUUAAAACCUGACAAUUAAACGACAUGAUAACUAUUGUAAUUCAGUGUAACUAAUAUAUAAUGCCUGCUAAUAUAGUGUAUCCGUUAUGUAAAAGGGAUAAAUGAAGAUAAGUUUUUUUACAUGUCGAAACAUCAUUAUUUUGCAGGUAACUCUGGUUUUAUUUGAAGGAUAUUUUGUUUAAAAAACAAGAUAUACGUAUGAGAAACUUGCCUGUGAACUCUUAGGUGGAGAAUAAGUUAUGUAUUUUAUAUUAUUUGAUGCACAGGUCGUAAUUCUGUUUAACUAGUCAACGUCAGUGGCUUCCGUCACACCUCACGUCACGUGUUGGUCACGUGCACCCCAGGGAGCUCGGUGUCGCCACUGUCGCAAUAUAAAUCGUGAACUGGUUGCUCAUGCUUUGAGAACUAGGAAUUCGAAUGUUUAUUUAUAUUGUAUAUAUAUUUGUGCAUAACAAUUUGUCAAAAUGUAUUAUAAUGUAGUGUUCUCAGUGAAUCUUUAGACUGAAGGAGAGACGGAAUUAUUGUCCUCUGCACGUUUAGUUUAAGUCGAUCGCGGUCAGAUCCCCAUACAGGAGUGGCAAGAAGUGUAUGAUGUUAGGUGUGAUUAUAAUUUACAUCGAUGUUUAUUUAACGCUCAGCUGUCAUUUGUUGUUGACCAAGACUAAAUAUUGAGAGAUAAACGAAAGAAAAAAAAAGAAAUGCCAUAUUUGGAAAAACAAGGUUGCAUUUAUCUACCAGGACUUAUUUUACCAAUUGUUCUUUGAAUGUGGUUUUUAAAGUGAUUCUGAAAAGACUUGGUUUCAGAAAUUGUACAGAUUAGGAAUUACCGCGUUUUCAAAAUGAUACGGAAGUUGUGCCUUUUAAAAGUCAAACAAAAAGCCUGUUACGUGGGCAUCUUGCUUACUACUAAAGUGGAAGGUAUGAGCCCCUGAUAAUAUCACGAACAAUGCAAGUGUGAGUAUGGCGUUUGUAUGAUAAUUUUAGAAUGUUAACGAAUAGGAAGCGUCGCCAAAAAUUAACUUUCACAAAGAUCGAUAGUGUUUUUUAUGGUCGUUGCUCCAGUGUAAGUGUUUUAUCCAUUAUUGGCCACGCCCUGUACUCGGUAUAGUAUAGGGCAUAUGUGGACGUGUAUGUGCAGAAUAUACCUUGAGAAAUAAAUGCUUCUUUAUGUA
Messenger RNA from Lingula anatina, 8504 nucleotides. Its product is annotated as CLIP-associating protein 1-B. Gene Ontology annotation, cellular component: mitotic spindle; basal cortex; kinetochore. Gene Ontology annotation, biological process: mitotic spindle assembly; establishment of mitotic spindle localization. NCBI's taxonomy places the organism in Eukaryota, Metazoa, Brachiopoda, Lingulata, Lingulida, Lingulidae. The record is from RefSeq and is a predicted model, not a curated record. Gene Ontology annotation, molecular function: microtubule binding.